AUGAAUGAAAACACAAAGUUAAACUAUUCAGUGGAUGGAAUUAAUAUAGUCUCGAAUCCUCCUAGGAAGAGGGGUAGAAACAGGGGUUUUAACUCUACGGAGUCUUUAGAGUAUAAUUUGGACACACAUGACACAAAUAUUCCAAAUAUAGACAUAAAAAUACAGGAAGAACAUGAUAAAUCUCCAAACAAAAGGGUAGUCACGGAUAAAACGGACAAAGCAGGUACUGCUACACACGACUUCAGCCAUUAUGUCUGCAAAUACGACUACUUGGACCAUCCUGCGGAUGUAAUUCUGUUAGGUGAAGGUUCAAACAUAAGAGAGGCGUUUCAAUCGGUUGCUGUUGCCUUGUACAACUACACUUCCGACCUAAAGUACGUUAGUCCUCUACACAUGAAGGAAAUUAAAGUGACAGGGAAGGGGUUACUGGACCUCUUUUAUCAUCUUUUGGAUGAGUGCCUGUAUUUGUACAGCAGUGAUUACUUUAUCGCAAAAUAUGUCAUCAUCUCAAGUGAGAUUGACAUUCCAAAGACAGCAUCUUUGGAGGUUUUCGAAACCUAUGAGUACGAAAUUGACGUGUUUUUACAUGGAGAGUAUUACGACAGGAACAAACACGUCUGCGGAACGGAAGUGAAGGCGAUUACUAUGCACUACCUGGAGCUACAACUUGCAGUUGGAGAUUGUAUUUUACAGUACAAGCACGGAAUGAUAGAUAAGGAGGGUGUUUGCAAGUUUCUGGAGGAUAUUAAAAGUUCCGGAAGCUACAAGGUGGACGACUGCAAAGCGUACGCCCUAAUAGACAUUUAGUCCCCGUUAGCGUUGUACAAGUAAAGGGAUUUUGGACGUUUAUAUCAAAAUUUCCUGUCCGUUGAAAAGGGUAAAGUAGAAGAGAAUAUGCGCAAGUACUCG
Messenger RNA from Theileria equi strain WA, 909 nucleotides. RefSeq lists its product as hypothetical. The transcript has a single exon. The record is from RefSeq and is a predicted model, not a curated record. Gene Ontology annotation, cellular component: tRNA-splicing ligase complex. Gene Ontology annotation, biological process: tRNA splicing, via endonucleolytic cleavage and ligation. NCBI's taxonomy places the organism in Eukaryota, Apicomplexa, Aconoidasida, Piroplasmida, Theileriidae. Bases 1 to 807 code for a protein of 268 amino acids.